CCCCGUAGCCCUUAUAUAUAUAUGUAUAAAUUGUGCCUAUAUUAAUGGCAAAUAGAUCAAGACAUGUAGAAUCUGUUGAUGAUGAGAAAGCAUUACAGAUUCAAGCUUUGCAAUCGGCAAUUUGGUAUACAACAGGACAUAUUACUGAUUCAGAGUCCCUUGAAUUAGGUGUUAUUCCUUCAUCACAUUUUAUAGCAUCUUUAUCUACACUUGUAUAUUCUCAGAUUAAUACAUUGGGUGAAGAUAUUGAGUCAUUUGCUAAGCAUCGUGGAGGAAAAGUAAUAAAUGUAGAUGAUGUUCUUCUUUGUACAAGGAGAAAUGAAGGUCUUCAUGAAUUAAUGGUAGAAUAUGCUAAACAAACGACGUCUACUUCAGAGCCCAAACCUAAAGGGAAACAAAAAGAAAAUAUAAGGGAAGCUGUAAAACAGAAUGCUAAACCUCCUGCUUCACGUAUAUAAAUUAUAUGAUUUAUUAGAAAAAAAAAACUUAAAUAUAUUUUAAAAU
Molecule: messenger RNA, 504 nt
Organism: Pneumocystis carinii B80
Lineage: Eukaryota; Fungi; Ascomycota; Pneumocystomycetes; Pneumocystales; Pneumocystaceae
Exons: 4
Coding region: 45-458 (137 amino acids)
Biological process (GO): replication fork processing; resolution of meiotic recombination intermediates
Cellular component (GO): Fanconi anaemia nuclear complex; FANCM-MHF complex
Molecular function (GO): chromatin binding; protein heterodimerization activity
Source: RefSeq, a predicted model, not a curated record